GCAAGAUUACGUCCUUUGAAUAGAUGAAUGGCUACCACAAGGGGUUGAACAGAUAGUGGAAAUUCAAAAGUAAACACGUUUAUUUACACAGUAAGAACCCAAAAAAAUGACUUCCAGCACAGAUGAACGUUCGGUUUACGCGAAAUUAGAGGCCGUUAAGGAAAUUCGUGGUAAAACAAUCCAACUAGAGAAAAUUAAGAAUCGUUUAAUUCUUGAAAUCGAAUCUCAGGAUCAAGAGGAGAAAUGUCUCUCAGAAUACAAACAAGAAAUGGAGUUGCUUCUGCAAGAGAAAAUGUCACAUGUAGAAGAACUGAGGCAGAUACAUGCAGACAUCAACGCUAUGGAAGGAGUCAUUAAACAGUCAGAAGAAAGUAGGCAACGAUCUUUGAAUUAUGCAGUACGGCUGCAUGAAGAAUAUGUUCCUCUUAAAAAUGAAAUUGAUAGACUGCGGAGGGAGUGUCUGGGUUUGGAGCGUCUCCCUGAGCUGCAUGAAGAAGAGGGAUCUGCUAUCACAGCAGAGCGCUUUUCCCAGCUCUACAAUUCAAACAAAACACAAUCACAAACUUACAACAAGUCAAGCGACUGGACUCGUCCAAUACAACCAAACGAAAGUUCGACGAGCUCACUAGCGCCACCUCUGCCGCCUACAUUUUUGCCGCCUCCGAAUCCUCUCAGACUAGUGACAAAUAAACCAGAGCCGGGCCGUCCUGGGGGAUUACCGCCUUCGCCACACACAGGACCAACUCCUACAUUCAGGUCCGACCUUAAUCUGAGGCAACAGCCGCCGCCAAUGAAGUCUUGCCUAAGCUGUCAUCAACAAAUUCACAGAAAUGCGCCUAUUUGUCCACUGUGUAAAGCUAAAUCUAGGUCUAGGAAUCCAAAGAAGCCAAAAAAGAAGGACCACUAAAAGAUUUGAGUGUUUGACAGUUUAUUUUGUGUACCUAUUGUGUACUUAGGCAGGCUUGAAUAUCCCAUUUAUAGUAGUACUUUUUUAGAGUUUUUUUUAUUUAAGAGUAAGUAUGUUUAGUAUUUACAGUUAGUGUAUGCUUGUAUUUUAAUAAUUGUUUAAUGUAAAGAGUUUUUAAACGAAAAAAAAAUUUUGUGGACUGAA
Zophobas morio is the source of this 1111-nucleotide messenger RNA. RefSeq names its product zinc finger C4H2 domain-containing protein. Gene Ontology annotation, biological process: positive regulation of neuron differentiation. Gene Ontology annotation, cellular component: nucleus. Bases 107 to 907 code for a protein of 266 amino acids. NCBI's taxonomy places the organism in Eukaryota, Metazoa, Arthropoda, Insecta, Coleoptera, Tenebrionidae. The record is from RefSeq and is a predicted model, not a curated record. The transcript has 5 exons.